AUGGUUGAAGUGGUCUGCAUUGUGAUUGCGACAGGAGUAUUAAGCUUGGUGACCAUCAUUGGAAACAUUCUGGUCAUAGUUUCAAUCAAAGUAAACAGACAAUUACGAACUAUUAACAACUACUUUAUUUUCAGCUUAGCCUGUGCUGAUUUAAUCAUUGGUGCAUUGUCUAUAAAUCUAUACACCAUUUACACUGUCAAUGGAUACUGGCCUUUGGGUCCAGUGGUAUGUGAUUUAUGGCUUACUGUAGACUAUGUCGCCAGUAACGCUUCUGCCACGAACCUCCUUAUCAUCAGCUUUGACCGCUACUUCAGUGUGACAAAGCCCAUUAUAUACCCAGUGAAAAGAACCACUAAGAUAGCAGGGAUAAUGAUUGCAGCUGUUUGGAUGUUGUCUUUUCUACUGUGGGCUCCUGCCAUUCUCUUCUGGCAGUUCAUUGUGGGGGAGCGGAUUGUCCUAGACGAUGAGUGUUAUGUGCAGUUCUUCUCAAAUCCAGCUAUAACUUUUGGUACUGCUAUAGUUGCUUUCUAUAUCCCGGUUACCAUAAUGACAAUUUUGUAA
Chiloscyllium plagiosum (whitespotted bambooshark) is the source of this 561-nucleotide messenger RNA. The record is from RefSeq and is a predicted model, not a curated record. NCBI's taxonomy places the organism in Eukaryota, Metazoa, Chordata, Chondrichthyes, Orectolobiformes, Hemiscylliidae.